AAUUUUCGGACAAUUGAGUCAAUGAUGAGAGCUUGUGCUUAGUUUCUUGAUAUUUAUUUAUAUAUAAUAUAUAAAUAUAUAUAUAUUUUCUUGUAAGAAGUUUGUUGUUUUCACUUUGUGAAGAAUCAUGCUUUUGCUUUGAUCACUUUUAAAGAUAUUUCAUGUGGGCUCGCUUGCAUUUGCUUUCCAAUUCUGGUUCUGUUCUUCUUUUACCCCCCUUGGGUUGAAGUUUUGGUGGGCUUAUUGGAGAAUCAGUCGUUUAUGUUCGUUGGUUUUGCAUAUGUAUAUGUGGGAGUCUGUGAAAAUCUGGGUAGAUGCUUCUGGAGCUUGUUCUUGAAACUUUAUGCUGCGAAAGGGAAUGUGCUCAAAAUUUGAGAUUCUUGAUAGUGAAUUUAGUGGGAGCUUAGAAUUGUGAUUUUCUGUUGCCUGAGUUUUCUUAUUAUAUUUGUGUGUCUAAUCUGCAGAUAUAUAAAUUCUUAUACUGCAUUUUGAGGUGUAUAUUUAGAGAUAGUAUUGCUGAAGAAGGUUUGGUUAUUUUUUAUUCAUCUUAUGGUGGUGAUUCUAUAGUAAAAGGACGGAGAGUUUGAUUGAAAUGGGGAGUAAUAUAAACUUCAAGAAUUUUGGGAGUGAGCCGCCAGCAGAGGCGGGUGGUGGUGGACGGCUGCCGGGAAAUUUUCCUUUGACGCGGCAGCCCUCGAUCUAUUCAUUGACUUUUGAGGAGUUUCAGAGUACGGUUGGAGGAAGUGGGAAGGAUUUUGGGUCUAUGAACAUGGAUGAGUUGCUAAAAAGCAUAUGGAGUGCAGAGGAAAAUCAGAACGUUGGAUCUACUAGUGGUGGUGGUUGCCAAGAGGGGAGUGGCUAUUUGCAGAAACAGGGAUCAUUGACCCUUCCUCGAACGCUGAGCCAGAAGACGGUUGAUGAGGUUUGGCGGGAUAUAUCGAAGGAAUAUGGUGGGGGAAAAGAUGCAACUGGGAGCAUCAGCGGAUUUGGUGUGCCACAGAGGCAACAGACUUUAGGAGAGAUUACUCUUGAGGAGUUCUUGGUGAGAGCUGGGGUUGUGAAGGAAGAGACUCAAUUGGCUGCCAAGGCUAAAAAUGUUGGUUUUUUUGGCGAUCUAUCUCGUCCUGUGAAUGGUUCAAUGUUGGAGUUUGGAUAUCAGCAGCAGCAGCCGGCUAGAGGGACUGCAGGGUUAAUGGGUGGUAGAAUUACUGAAAGUAGUAAUCAGAUUGCUUUGCAAUCUGCUACUUUACCGUUGAAUGUAAAUGGGGCUAGAUCUGCUACACAGCAGCUGGGGAGUCAGCAGCAGCUGUCGCAGCCACAACAGCAACCACUCCUUCCCAAACAGCCUACCUUGGCGUAUGGAAUUCCAAGGAGUAGUCAGUUGGGUAGUCCAGGGAUCAGGAGUGGGAUUAUUGGGAUCUCUGAUCCAGCAAUCAACGAUUCCAUGGUCCAAAAUGUAACGCUACAGGGUGGAGGAGUUGGGAUGGUUGGUUUAGGAGCUAAUGGUGUUACAGUUACGACAGGAUCUCCUGCAGCUUCAUCAGACGGGCUUACAAAAAGUAAUGGAGAUACAUCCUCGGUCUCACCUGUCCCGUAUGUGUUUAAUGGCUGCUUACGGGGUAGAAAAAGUGCUGCUUUGGAGAAAGUUGUUGAGAGAAGGCAAAGGAGGAUGAUUAAGAAUAGAGAAUCAGCUGCAAGAUCGCGGGCUCGUAAGCAGGCAUACACUAUGGAGUUGGAAGCAGAAGUUGCCAAGCUGAAGGAGGAAAAUGAGGAAUUGCGGAAGAAGCAGGCUGAAAUAAUGGAAAUGCAGAAGAAUCAGGUUCAGGAGAUGAUGAACCAGCAAAAUGGGAACAAGAGACGGUGUUUGAGAAGGACACAGACGGGUCCAUGGUGAACCUCGUUGCUGCAGCAUUUGACGCUGAAAUAUACUUCUAAGAGUGUAAAUAUUUUAUAGGGACAUGCUUCUCUUGUAGAUCGGUAGAAGUUAGAUAAGUAGUGUUUCCCUGUAGAAUGUUCUUUACCAUCAAUCUUCUUUUUGACAGUUAAUGUAUGCGUCUUUUGUAGUCAUCUUGAAUUACCAUCGUCUGAGCAAAAUAGGUAGACUACAUCAUCUCAAGUAUAAAAUACAGUCAAUUAGGUAUCAGUUUAUUACAAAUACUUGUAGAAGAUGUAUUUGUUCAGUACAAAACAUCCUACUUUUGAUAAAUAUCUUUGUUUGUUGUGUGUAUGUACUACUGCCAAACAGCUUCUUUGUAUGUACCAUAAUGUUAUAUGAAGUUGCUUGCUCUGCUCU
Messenger RNA from Sesamum indicum (sesame), 2293 nucleotides. RefSeq names its product abscisic acid responsive elements-binding factor 2 (gene ABF2). Gene Ontology annotation, biological process: positive regulation of DNA-templated transcription. Gene Ontology annotation, molecular function: DNA-binding transcription factor activity. Gene Ontology annotation, cellular component: nucleus. The record is from RefSeq and is a predicted model, not a curated record. NCBI's taxonomy places the organism in Eukaryota, Viridiplantae, Streptophyta, Magnoliopsida, Lamiales, Pedaliaceae.